AUGGGGGCACCGUUCGAGGGAAUCAUUCAAGAUGUUAAAGGAAGAGUUAAAUGCUAUAAACAAGAUUGGGUCUGUGCAAUCUGUUCUGGUGUUAGCAUAUUGGCUCCAACUUUCUACAUAUUCUUUACUUCUGCACUUCCUGUUAUUGCAUUUGGAGAGCAACUUAGUAGGGAUACAAAUGGAAGCUUGAGCACGGUCGAAACAUUAGCAUCUACUGCUAUUUGUGGAAUUAUCCACUCGAUUAUAGGUGGCCAACCUUUGUUGAUUUUAGGAGUUGCGGAACCGACUGUUAUAAUGUAUACUUAUCUCUACAAUUUCUGCAAAAAUACACCUGAUUUGGGUGCUGAGCUCUUUCUAGCUUGGGCUGGUUGGGUUUGUUUUUGGACAGCGUUAAUGUUAAUUUUGCUUGCAAUUUUUAAUGCUUGCAAUAUUAUCACUAGAUUUACAAGAAUUUUAGGGGAGUUAUUUGGCAUGCUUAUCACUGUUCUUUUCUUUCAAGAGGCUAUAAAGGGACUGUCAUUUUUUUCUCUAGGACUAAUCGUCUUCGCACUUAAAAGCAGAAGAGCAAGAACAUGGCGAUAUGGAACAAGGAAACUACGAGGCUUUAUUGCAGAUUAUGGGGUUCCAAUGAUGGUUGUGUUGUGGACUGCAGUAUCUUAUAUAAAGCCAAGCACUGUUCCACAUGAUGUUUCUAGAAGGCUGUUUUGUCCACUUCCUUGGGAACCCGCGUCUCUUUAUCACUGGACAGUAGCGAAGGAUAUGUGGAAGGUACCUGUGGUUUAUAUAUUUGGGGCAAUUAUUCCAGCUUCGAUGAUAGCGGAUUUAUACUUUUUCGAUCAUAGUGUGGCUUCUAAGAUGGCACAACAGAAAGAAUUCAACCUUCAAAAACCAUCUGCCUACCAUUAUGACGUUUUCCUACUUGGAAUAAUGACUUUGAUUUGCGGUCUCCUCGGCCUUCCUCCUUCAAAUGGAGUCCUUCCACAGUCCCCCAUGCAUACAAAGAGUUUGGCAGUUCUUAGGAGACAGCUGAUCCGAAAGAAGGUUGUGAAAAAUGCCAAGAAAUACAUUGAGGCUGGUGCCUUAGAGCAUGCAAGAACUCUUGGUCCAAAAGGGUCAGACCCACACAAGGCAGCAGUUAUUGGUGACGCCAUUGGAGACCCAUUGAAGGAUACAUCUGGACCUUCACUUAACAUCCUUAUCAAACUGAUGGCAGUUGAGUCACUGGUGUUUGCUCCUUUCUUUGCAACCCACAGUGGUCUCCUCUUCAAGUUUUGGUAA
This is a messenger RNA of Vicia faba (fava bean), 1278 nucleotides long. NCBI's taxonomy places the organism in Eukaryota, Viridiplantae, Streptophyta, Magnoliopsida, Fabales, Fabaceae. The record is from the annotation of a GenBank genome assembly.